AUGUCAGCCUCGUCCUCACAUCACGAUGCCGCCACGAAUCUCUCUAUCCUGGCCGAGGGCCAAACAGCAGCUCGUUUGAUCCAAGCUCAUGUAGCCGAAGUUGCCAGUUCGCCACGGCAAAAACAGCCCGCCGCGCCAUCUACUGUCGAUAUCUCUGCCAUUCCUUCUCGGGAGAGUCUGUAUGUGGGCCUGGCUGCUCUUGAUAUCUUUCUUCAAGCGAACGUAACCGGGCCCGUGGUGCCUGCGGACAGGCUUGCGUUGAUCCAAUCGAGAUUCAGCAAGGCUUGGACUGCGCCGUUAUCCGCUGAUACAGACCAGUCUGCCGCUCUGACGCAGUUGCAUAAAGCCUGCUUGGCUCAUCUUGAGGUUGAUGGUGUCUCUCCUUACAGCCACAUUCCUCACCUUGAGCUCUUCUCUCUGGCUAGAUACGUUUUCAAAUCGGUCCUAGCUAGCGAGACCAUGACCUCCGUGGACGUUUAUUUCCAAGAUGAAGAAAGUCGCUCUGUCAAGUAUAGCCUGUCAUGGAUCAGACUUCGCAUCAACAUCUGGCAUUACAAACUACUUACCCAACCUAGUCUCGGCCCUGGGUCUAAUUUCACAAAGAGCUCGCAAUGGAGCGAGGUCCCCAGCUUGGUUUCUAGAAUAUUGAUCGACAUGGACACGGUCCGUGACCAAAUAGCCGGCAACGAAGUGUGGUCUGAAGCAGGUUCAUGGGGCCGCGAAGACAAGGCCUACUUCUUAGUUGAAGCUGCUAACAACUACAUCCUCCUUGGACGCCAUGGAAAGGCCAAGGAUGCUCUCGAAGAAGCCGCUCAACUUACCGGACUGAAGUACGCCCUGUCCGGCGCUCUUGGCAAGCGAACUAAAUUUCAAGAGAACAGUGUCAGUCAGCUGGUUGUCCUUGCCCGUAGCAGCACUGACCAGGAUCUCAUUGAAGAGGAUGGAGGUGAUGAGGAAAAGGCAAAGCCAGACGCGCUGAAGCUCAACGACGACACUCUCUUGGAGGAAAUACAGUUUUCAACCCAUCAUGACAAGGACGGAUACAAGGAGAAGGAAUUGCCGCCUUCCUUGGCAGAUGUAUCCCCGGAUAAUCAACCCCAGCUUGCCCCCCUUGAUCAAAUCAUACUUCUCACAGAGGCAACUCUGAAAGAUGCCUUCUCACCCGUUGAUACUCUAACGUCACAGGAAAUACUACCCUACGCUGUUCGAGUCCUCGCCGAUAAAUCCACCAACUGGCAAAUUUAUACACAGGCAUUGCUCGUGCGAUCACGGAUUGAAGUCCACCGCAGCAGGACGGUAGAACGUGGUGUAUUGCAACUGCAAGCUGUGGCAGACCAGGUUCUUACAGACACAAAUGUCGAAACCGAACUCACUAAAGAGUCCGACGAAAGGACAACAAAUGAGAGCGACGUGCCGGCUAUUCAAGUCACCGCCCCUGGCCACGAAAAUGCGGUUCCAUCACCCAAGGCCCAAGUUCCUACAUCCUUCUUACCCGCUCCUAAAGCAACUGAAUCGGCUCCCGCUCAUGUUCGUCUCCGGUACAUCGAUGCCCUGUCUACACCACCCCGUUGGCAUCUUGAAUCAGAGCUCGCCUACGCGUGGGCUGGAGUGGGUUCUCUUACCUCCGCCCUCGAAAUAUUCAAGCGCUUGCGGCUUUGGGCGGAAGUUGCCCUGUGUUAUGCCAGCGCUGCCGCCUCCGAGGACGAGGACGGCCGUGGCAGUGGUGGUGACGAAAAGGCAAAGUCUAUUGUUCGCUGGAGAUUGUUCCACCCCACAGCCGAAGAUGCUUCUGCAACAUCUGAUCCAGACGACCAAGAUGUUGAAGACGUCAUGCAUCUCAAGGCAAGCAGCUUCGAGGGCCCCGAACGAAGUCCUCCACCGCCCAAUGCCGCCAGACUCUGGUGCAUACUAGGAGAUCUGGAAAACAAUCCCAAGCACUAUGAGCAGGCAUGGAUCAUCUCUAAGCAGCGGUAUGCUAGGGCCCAAAAGUCUCUCGGGGAGUACUACCUCGCGCAGAAAGACAUGGUAAAGGCUCGCGAAGCCUACAAACUAGCCACCUCUGUUAAUCGACUAAGCCCCGACCUCUGGAGCCGCCUUGGUGAUAUUAGCCUUCGCCUGGGACAAUUUGACGAUGCGGCAGAGGCAUACAGCCGCUCUAUAGGCACUGCUAAUGACGUGGCUGGCGGUGAAGAUGCCAGAACCUGGAGCAAUCUGGGAAGUGCCUUGUGGAGCUUGUACUGCGAAGUAACUGCCGAGAAAAAGGGCACAGUUCCAGCAAACAAUGAAACCAAAGCCGCUGCUCGCGCAGAUGACGAGGAGGAGGACGACGUCCUAGAGGAUCCAGGAGACAAGUCUCGCGACCCUGCCACCUUGUUAUCCAAAUCCCUAGCCGCCUACAAGAAAGGCGCGUCCAUUGCCCACGACAACUGGCGAAUCUGGGACAAUGUCCUCACGCUCGCUGCUCGAAUGCAGCCCUCCGACGUGCCAGACAUGGUCCUGGCCUUCACCCACAUCCUGCGAAUCCGCAAGACCGAAGACGCCAUCGACGCCGACGUUCUCACCGCCCUCCUCCAGGACGUAGUCAUCUCCAAAGAAAAACCUGCCGGAACAGGCAUCUACGAGCCACCGCGAGGAUCCAGGGAACGCCUGGUCACGCGUCUCCUAGAAGAAGAGAUCGUGCCACUCAUCACGCACCGCGCCGAGCUAUGGUCCCUUCUGUCUCGUCUUCGCACAUGGAGAAGGGACUAUGCGGGCGCCAUUGAUGCGUCUGAGCGCGCGUGGAGAGCAGCCGUGGGGUCGUCUGGCAGCGGUCUCUUGCCAGGCGAGGUGGCUGCGGACUCGGCAGAUUGGACAACAGAUCUGAAGGGAUGGACAGAGGUGGUCAAGCGAACGGAUGAGCUUGUAUCCAUUUUGGAGAACUGGGCACACGACGUCGACACGGUGGGCAGUAAAUGGAAAGGCAAAGCGCGCAGUGCAAUUCGUAGCGUCAUGAGCCGCGGAAAGGAGAAUUGGGAGGGAUCAGAGGGUUGGAAUACGCUGGAAGCCCUGAUGGAGGGAUUAAAGCUCUCGAAAUAG
Metarhizium brunneum ARSEF 3297 is the source of this 3075-nucleotide messenger RNA. RefSeq lists its product as uncharacterized. NCBI's taxonomy places the organism in Eukaryota, Fungi, Ascomycota, Sordariomycetes, Hypocreales, Clavicipitaceae. The record is from RefSeq and is a predicted model, not a curated record. Gene Ontology annotation, molecular function: protein binding.